Dioszegia hungarica is the source of this 435-nucleotide messenger RNA. RefSeq lists its product as uncharacterized. The coding region runs from base 1 to 435 and encodes 144 amino acids. The record is from RefSeq and is a predicted model, not a curated record. The transcript has 7 exons. NCBI's taxonomy places the organism in Eukaryota, Fungi, Basidiomycota, Tremellomycetes, Tremellales, Bulleribasidiaceae.
AUGCGGCGGGAGGAAGUCGUGGGCGUGGUCGGCACUGCCCCAGCCAGGCGGUCUGGUGGGCUGAGGACAGGCACUGACAUGAGCUCCAGGCUUAUGGGUUUUCUGCUGGGCUUCGCCUCGGCUUCCUCGAUAGGCCUGUAUUAUUUCCAAGGCGUCACAGAAACGGCAUCUUCGCAGCUUCUGGAGAGUGUCGAGAAGUUACAGCGUGGGGCUGGCAAAAUCUCGUCCCAUCUAGAACGUCUGCAGGCUGUGGAGAAGGAGAUGGCGAGUCUGAAGGCGGGAAUGGCGGCGAGGGACGAUGUAGGGAAAGUCCGAGGGGAGAUGCGGAAACUGCAUGAGGGUCUUCACCUCGAGAUGCUGGAUCUGAGAGCGCAUGUCUGGGGGGUCGAGCAAGAUCUGGGGAAAGUGGUCAAGCAGGACUCUAUCAAUAUAUGA